Messenger RNA from Camellia sinensis, 801 nucleotides. RefSeq names its product 17.5 kDa class I heat shock protein. The record is from RefSeq and is a predicted model, not a curated record. NCBI's taxonomy places the organism in Eukaryota, Viridiplantae, Streptophyta, Magnoliopsida, Ericales, Theaceae.
AGAGUUAUGUUUGAUUCCAUCAUCGUAUUGUGUACACUUGGAAUUUUUCAUGUAUUAAAAUAGCACGCCAGAAGAACAUCCUUGGCCUAUAUAUACACCACAAGCUAACCUUUGCCCUCAACGUAAAAACAACCUACACAACAUCAAUGUCGAUCCAUGUCCCUGGUUUUGUCUCUCACCGAAGCAACACCUACGAUCCUUUUUCUUUCGAAGUUUGGGACCCUUUCACGGACUCUUACUUCCAAAGUCCCUUCAAUGGCCACCCUCCUCCAUUCCCCAUUAAUAAUGAAACCCUAGGCUUCAUCAAUGCCAAAACUGAUUGGAAAGAGACCCCAGAAGCUCAUGUCUUCAUCGCUGAGCUUCCGGGGCUCAAGAGAGAUGAAGUGAAGGUGCAAGUAGAGGAAGACAGAGUGUUGAAGAUAAGCGGAGAGAGAAACAUAGAGAGAGGGGAGAGAGAAGAGAAGAAGCACCGCGUUGAGACGAGCAGCGGCAAGUUUAUGAGGAUGUUUAGGUUGCCUGAGAAUGUCAGGGUUGAUCAACUGAAGGCUUUUAUGCAUGAUGGAGUUCUUACUGUUAUUGUUCCUAAGUGGGAGGUCAAGAAAUCUUGUGUUAGAACUGUUCAAAUUGGUUGAAGAAAUAAUAUGGAAUUUUAAGCAUAUAAUUGGCUUUAUGUAUUAAUAAAAAAUAAAAUGAUUUGAAAAUUGGAAUUCAAGCCAAACAUAUGGCACUGACGAAUUUAAGCUGAACACGUUUAUUGGUUUUGGUUUGAAUUUCAACUUGAGAAUCAUUGCUCUUAAUAAA